AUUUCAAAGGUGCCAUGUGGAUCACAGUCUGGGAACUGCUGCUUUACCGGAAGGGAGGCCAAAAAUCAUUACAGUGGGCAGUGGCAAUCGCCAGGGUUUCAGACUUCCUUGCUCUCACGUGGAGAGGAUGGCACUUUGCACAAAACCAAAUCCCUUUCAGGGGAGCAUAGCACAGUGCUCUAUUAUGAAACUCAAACACAAAGAAGAAAAAUUCUAACUUACUCCCAUUCAUUCUCUUGAUUCCCCCACUAAAAAUGGUCUUCAAAUGCAAUAUUAAAGAGGAAAAUACUGGACAUGGAUGAUGCCAAGCUCCAUACCCAGGUAUCUCCAGCUUUCCUUUGCAGCACAAACCCAGCAGGAAUCAGGCAAUUCCACAAUCCCAAGCAAAUUAAAGUGCAGAGAAAUCCAUGGAUGACCAUAAGGCUGUGAGAAUUCUAGCUGCAUGGUACACUGGGCACGCACUUGGACAGCACUGGCAAGGUCCCAUUCCAGAGCAGUUACACUGUGGACCAGGAGGUUCAGAGCAUCCUCCUGGCUGGUGUCUGUCACAGCUAUGGUGACCUUGUUACCAGCUGCUGAGACCUUUGAAAAGGGAAAGAAAAACCACCAAUACAGGACAGGUUAAGUGCUCCUAGACCCAAGGUCCUGCUCUCCGAAUUGCAGCUCCCUAGAGCUCCUGCAGGUAUGUGCCAAGGACAUGUUAUAGAUCAACUACAGGAGCAAUCCUCAAAUGGAGGGAAAAAAUUAAUUACUUUCAUGACCUGAAAUCAACCCCAUCAGCUCAAGCUGUCAAUAAGCAGUUGGCUUCCUGCUAAGCACAGACCAGAACCAGCCCUGCAGAAAUUAAGCUGUUCCUGGGAAGCCCUAAGAACACAAUGCAGCCAGCUGUAUCCAUAACACGCUCCAAGGAAACAAUUUCUGCCACAGGCAGCACAGGGUCCCUGUGCCAGAGGAUGCUUCAGAGCUGGAGCUUCUACUGACCAGUUUGAAUCUCAUGGCACAGCACCAGGUCCAAGUGAAUCAUGGGCACUGGCAACAAAACACCCCCAGUAUUUCCAGUUUCCCAAACUGGGCUACAAUAAUGACGGCUUAUGGAACCUUAAUUAUGUGCUGGAGGAAGGACAAUUCCAUUCUUCAGUGGCAGCAAGGAGAUUUCAGAAUGAAACAGGAAUUCUGUUAACUGGAAAGCAUGUGGUCAUGCAGGUUGCAAGGUGAGGGGGUUUCCUGCUGAGUGCUGCCAAUCCUGUCUGCAAACAACUUGGCUCCACAGCUGCAAAUUAGUUCCUCUCUGCCCCCAGCUCUCCCAAACAGUUAACUUGUGGCUGUGAGACCAUCCUAUCUCCCUGCCUGCUCAACAAUAGAUCCAGCUAAACAAAUGCCUCCUAAUUGACUUUAAGCAACACUUGAUUGCUUUUACAAAAAACAAAAGAGAGGAAACCAUUACGGUUUAUGAAAUAAUGACUAAUCCUGGAGCAAGAGAAAGGAGAUGGGUUGGAGCACUGGUGUCAAACAGAGAUUCAAUCUUAGCUGAAAGAGCCCCAAGACACAUGGGCCAAGUCAUUCACCCCUCCCCAGCUGCCCUCAUUUCCACACCUGCUGAUCUAAGCCAAACCCCUGCUAAAAUACAAACAAUCGGGGCCUCUGGCAAAUGAAAAUUGGAGCAUUGUCUUCCCCAUGAGGGCUCUGAAAGGGCCGAACUUAAUGAGGAUGGAUUGACAAAGAGGUGGCUCCUAGGCUAUAAAAGGCAUUCCACAGUCAGGAGCAGCUCAGUCCGGGCGUGCUCUUGGUUCACUUGCUCCAAGCAUGGUCAGGUCCCUUCGCAGGCACCCCUCGAGGUUGGGUGGCCCGUGGCUACUGGGUCUCCUGGCACGCCUGCUGCUCUGGGGCUCUCCGGGCGCCUGGGCGAGCUACCUGAGGAGAUCCUCCAGCUGCAUGCCCAUCCCACACCGCAUGGCCUUGUGCUACGAUAUCGGCUACUCCGAGAUGAGGAUUCCCAACCUGCUGGAGCACGAGACCAUGACAGAAGUCAUCCAGCAGUCUUCCAGCUGGCUGCCCUUGCUAGCCAGGGAGUGCCACCCAGAUGCUAGGAUUUUCCUCUGCUCCCUCUUUGCACCCAUCUGUUUGGACAGGCUCAUCUACCCCUGCCGCAGCCUCUGCGAAGCCGUCAAGAGAAGCUGUGCGCCCGUCAUGGCUUGCUACGGCUAUCCCUGGCCCGAGAUCCUCAACUGCAACAAGUUCCCUGCAGAUCAUGAACUGUGCAUUGCAGCAGUCUCCAUGGAUGAAAAUUCCUCAAGCAGGAGAAUGCCCCGAGCCAGCUGCAAGGACUGUGAGCUUGAGGAGGCCAGCACUGCCAGGGAGAUCCUGGAAAGCUUCUGUGCAAAUGAUUUUGCAGUGAAAAUCCGAAUCCUGAGGAGGAACACCACCACCACCAUCUCGGACUUCGACCUGGACCCCUCCAAAGUGGAGGUGCUGAAGCACGGCCCACUGCUCAGAACUGAAAUCCCUGCCAGGCUCCAGCAGUGGCUGGACAUAGACGCCACCUGCGCCCACAACAUCAUGCGAGGCACUCAGGCAGGAGUCUUCGUUGUAAGUGGUGAAGUGAAAAGUGACAAAGUGGUGGUGAACAAGGCCUACGCCUGGCAGAAGAGGAACAGGAACCUGCACCAGGCAGUGCGGAGGUGGAAGCAUCACCGCUGCCCCGAACAGGCGGGAUGGAAGGUCUGAAAAAGCUCAACUCCAGCAAUAAGAAACUGCUCCCUUCCCUAUGGCUAGAAAACUCCUUUCCCUGGCAGGUGGUGUUUUGGAGAUGUAUGGUGAUAUUUCUAGGUGAUUUGAAGCAGUCAUAGUGCACAGAUAGGGCUUCACUACGGAUCCCUGUUUUACCAAGACCGAGCUUAAGGAUGCAGGUUUAACAUGUUCCUCUCACAAUGCUCUGUAGAUCCAGGACGUGCUAUGUUCAGCUUUGUGUAGGAUCCAACAUCACAACAAAACUAUGCAGGCGAGGACAAGGACCUUUAUUAACAGUUCCUUCUAGUUCUCAUUAUCAGAGCUGGUAUUUCAGAUUCAUUAUUUGACCCUGAGACACUGAUGCUGUCCAAGUGCCUGCUUGCUUUCUGUCCAGAGAUUAGAUGAAAGUCUCCCUGACUGUGAAGUGAUACUUUUUAUGUAAUGGAGGAAAUACUUUACUCUUCAACAGUCUGAGGUAAAUUAACAGGACAGGAACCCACCCUGGCUAUGCCCAGCCCCUUAAAAACUGCAUGCUGAACUCUGCUCUUGAGUCAGGCUGUCCCUUCAGCUCCCUGCACUGAGAGUUGAUGAGCACCCACACAUGCAAAAGGAAGCAGCCAUUCUCAAGCAGGAAAGGCACAGAGCAGAAAGCUGAGGGUUUCUACAUAACAGGGAAGAAAACUGUUUUUCAACAUCAGAAAUUCAGUGUGGAUCAGAAGAUUCUGGCAACUGGGGAUAUCACAAGAACCUUGAGAAAAGCAGAGCAUGAGUGAGACAUCAGCUGUUCAAAGCUCUGCUUGGUGUGAACGGCAGCUUUGCUCAGCACUGGGAGGCGAGUCCCAGCCCAAGCACAGUGGGAUACUGCAGUUUUGAUACAGGAGCAGGGGAGAAACCUCCCACAGCUGCCUGGCCUCCCACCUGUACAUUAGGAAGAUAGAAAAUAUGGGAAAACUCAGUCUCACCAAGUUCUCUGCAGCUCACUAUCUCACUCAAGCAGGACUGUCACUCCCUGCAGGGGCACACACAGCGCUCCAGACCACAGAGCAGAAAACAGCAAAUCCCCAAACAAGGAAACAAGUUGGAUUUCUACUGCCUAACAAAGCACUGUCCGUGGAAAGUUUUCUACAUUGGUUGAAACCUGUGGCUGAAAUAAAAAACCAAAACAAGCGGAAAAAUCAGCCUUUGGGAGGAAUGCUUUCUGCCUUGCUGGGGACGCCUGCAGCUUUGGCCAUGCAGAGACAGCCGGUGUGCUGGAGACACAUCUGUCUGCUGGAGACACCCUGGUCUGCUGGAGACACAUCUGUAUGCUGGAGACACAUCUGUCUGCUGGAGACACCCUGGUCUGCUGGAGACACAUCUGUCUGCUGGAGACACAUUGCCUCCCCGUGUUCACAAGGCACACCAACAACCCACACUGCGGGCUCCUCCUCACACUGGUGUGGGCUGGAAGGAGCGCUCACAUACACACACACGCUGCAAUUCAGCUGCGCCCUGACAUUUGAGCGGUGCUUACUUCUCUUCCCUGAGGCUCAGAGGAAAAACAUAGCCAAAUUUCCUAUUUUUAUUCCUCUCCACUGUCUUGUCUUAGAAACUGCUGCCCAAUCCACUGAAUCUGCUGUCAGGUGGUCCCUGCAAUGGCAGUAUCUUCUGAACAGACUGCGUUUGGAAAGCAAAACACAUAAAAGCUCUGAAGGUUGAAAAGGCUUUGUCUGAUUUGUUUUCCAUUAGUAGGGUUAUUUGAUUACUAGAGUUUCCCAACUGAAAACUGCACAGAUGGUCUGAUUUACAAGCUUUAGAAAUGAUGCCUUGUAGCCAGAGGGGGGAAAAAAUAGGGCAGGGAUUUUUUCAUAGCUCCAUAAAAUACGCUUGGGUUCCAUGCAGAUGUGACUUACCCACAACUAAAAACCAAACCUAAAGCUCCCCUACGGUGCCCAGCCCAUGCUCUGAAGCCCAGAGAACACAUUAAAUCAUUCAUGAGUGUCUGCUGCUGUGGUCCCACUGCAACCUCCUCAGCUGAAAGCAAAGAGGACAGAUCAGGCACUCUCCUGUUUCCUUAAAUUGGCUCUUGUAUGCUGCAGCACUUUGUGUUAAACCCCCAGAAACUCAUCAGUCUUUGCUGAGGGCUUCUGUAUUCACCAAACACAACCAAGUUAAAUACACACUUCCACUAAUUUAAGUAACAGAGAUACAAUGAAUUAGUUUUUUUAAAUCAGCUGAAUUAGAUUGGUACUGCUUGCAAAGAUAGAGAAAUCUCUGAAAGUCUUUUAAAGUCAGAGCUGGCUCCUGGCAGGUUCAUCCAGGAGAUAAGAAUUGUCUUGCAACUUGCAGUUUCUAAAUAAGGGACUCCUUAUCAGAGGACAAAGGAGAACAGACUCAUGGCAUCUCAAAUGGUGAAUGUCUGUCACUGCCUGUGAUGGCAUCCUCAGGGAGCAAAGCUUCCCUCAAAACCAGUGGAGGUGCUGGAACAAGAAGCUAAAAACUGCAGGACUACUGCUGCCAGGACAAACCUGCCUUUUAUCAUCUUCAGCACCUUCCUUGGGGGCCAGGGCCAACUGUUUCACCUCAGUGCUACUGGAAAGGCAGGGAAAGAGGAAACAGGAGAUUCCCCAGUGAGAACCAGAGCAAUUGCCACAGACCGUGGUUCUGAUAAUGGUUCAUCACCAGUUUUGUGAUGCUGUGGGGUUCAGGUUGGUGUGUCUGUUUAGUGAACGUCAGACAGAAAUCCACUAAGAAAUUAAUGGUGAGGUUUUCAGUGUAUAUUAUCUAUUCGGAAUCAGAAAAUAUGCCUCUGUUUAUGUUAUUGAGAAAGCAUCUGAAAGAUUCUCUGUGCUGUCUUUUCAGAAACAACAGGUUUUCUCUGACUGUGCAAUAGUAGGAAUUUUGUAAUGAUUGACUCCUCCUCCUCAAAUUGUCUAGCAUAUUGUGAGUGACUUUCCAGAACACAGAGUUCAAUUAGUGAGACUUGACCAGUGACAGCAAAGCAUCACAGAAAGGUAAAGAAGAUUUUAAAAUAUGUGAAAGGCAGAUGUUGUGUGGUUGUGUAUCAGAGAAGCCAAAAAUAGAGAUAAAUCUAGAACAGGACACAAAAUGGUGGAAGAAUUUAGAUCUAUCAAUUCUCCUGUUACUCAUUUCCUCAGUGCUGAAGCAUCAAUACUAAAUUGUUUUUUAAUUCUUUAUUAACAAAAGUUUGUCCUUUCCUUGUAUUGAGCAGCUUCUUCAAGGUUCUUGCCAGCGACCUGCUGUCUAUUCCUAGUAUUUUACAGAAACCUGAAAAACCUGGAAAGGUUAAUCUUCCAAAUUCUUCAAAGUGGGCCAUCCAGAACACGUAACCUCUGCGAAUUUCGCAUCAACAUCAACAUACCUUAAGCGAUACCACAGUCUUUAACGCAGCCCGGAGGAACAGCAGCACAGGGAGUCGCGUUCCCCCGAGUGGGUGUAAGACAGCGGCGGGUGUCAGACAGACACGCACACACGCCCCGCUCCGCCGUCAGGGCGGAACCCCCCCGCUACCGGCGUGCCCGGGCCCGGCAGCAGCUGCCCCCGGCGGGGCCGGU
Messenger RNA from Motacilla alba alba, 6281 nucleotides. Its product is annotated as secreted frizzled-related protein 5-like. The record is from RefSeq and is a predicted model, not a curated record. Gene Ontology annotation, biological process: canonical Wnt signaling pathway; negative regulation of canonical Wnt signaling pathway; non-canonical Wnt signaling pathway. The coding region runs from base 1804 to 2724 and encodes 306 amino acids. Lineage: Eukaryota; Metazoa; Chordata; Aves; Passeriformes; Motacillidae. Gene Ontology annotation, molecular function: Wnt-protein binding. The transcript has 4 exons.